AAACACAACGCCACCUAUCAGCCACUUUUUCUAUACGUUCCCUACCAGGCCGUACAUGUGUUCCAAAAGGCCUCCGCGUCGGCGCCCCAACACCUGAUCGACAUGUUUGACAUGUAUGACAAUAUGUCGGACGCCCGGAGAACUAUGGCCGCAAUGAUCUACUCGCUCGACGAGUCUAUCGGACGUAUAGUUGAUAGGUUGCACUCGAAGGGUGGCAGCUCAAAUUGGCCACUAAAAGGUGAUAAGACGGAAUUAUUUGAGGGAUCCAUACGAGUUCCGGCAAUCAUAUGGAGUCCAUUACUUCGCAAAAGUGGUUACAUUUACGACAAUCUCAUCGAUGUGUCCGACAUAUUGCCUACAGUUCUGGAGGCCAUAGGCGAUAGUAACGGACUUAAUGGUCAAUCAAAUAUAUAUGGUGUGUCCCACUGGCACUCGUUGUCGACUGGUGAGGGUCAGGUGCGCCGACAGAUUACCCAUAACAUCGAUCCUGUAUGGAAUAUGUCGGCCAUUAGAUGGCACGACUGGAAACUGGUUAGGAGUGCCAAAUGGGUGGGCGAUAACUACGACAGCGAUCUUAAUUAUGAUCGCCAAACACAACCUAUAAACGUAUUCUAA
This is a messenger RNA of Oppiella nova, 615 nucleotides long. Lineage: Eukaryota; Metazoa; Arthropoda; Arachnida; Sarcoptiformes; Oppiidae. The record is from the annotation of a GenBank genome assembly.